GUCUGGAAAACACUGAAGCAUUUAGAACAGCUGAGUGAGGGACACAGAGCAGAGAAUCUGCUGAAUGAAAGGUUUUCUGCUAUGCCAAAACUACUCUUCUCAAAGAUAAGGAUCUACGAGUUUAAGGACCUCAUUCGGAACAAGAAGCAGCUGAAAACACUGGAUGUUCUUCUGAGCAGAAAUAAGCAAAAAAACGAUAUCAGGUGUGUUUUGGUCCAGAAAAUUACUUCCACAUCUGAUGCUGAUUCCCGCCGUCUGGAGAAUGACAAAUUCAAGCCAAAGCUGGAGAAGCUGCUGGAGGACAAAUAUUACCUGGCUGCCUUUCGUAAUUUCCUCCAAUCAGAAUUCAGUGAUGAGAACAUUGAAUUUUGGUUAGCAUGCAAAGAAUACAGGACAUCCACAUCUCCCAGCAUGUGUUCCAAAAAAGCAGCACAGAUCUACCACGAGUUCCUUGAUCCUACAGCUCAGAAUGAGGUCAACAUUGACUAUCAAACACGAGAGAAGAUAAAGAGAUCCAUGACGAAUCCAGAUCCGUCCUGUUUUGAAGAGGCUGAGAGACUUGUAUUCAAGCUAAUGGAGAGAGACUCCUGUCCCAGGUUCCUGAAGUCUGCGGCCUACCAGAACGCCAAAAAGAAAGCCAUGGGUGUGCUUUAGGGACCUUCCAUCUAAAAGAUGAACUCUUCAUGAGUGAAAAUGAAAAGCAGCGAAAUGUCAUAUUACAUCACGACUCCAGGAAGUCUGAGGGAAGAGGAUGCAUGCACGUGGUGUAAGGGGAAUUACUGAGGAGAACAGAAAGUGUGCAAUGUAGGGCUUUAAAUGAAACGUUUCAACAGCUAGUGCAAGACUGCGGUGACUGAGUGGACAUGUUUUACAAAUACACAGGAAAAGAUUUGCAAUAAACACUGGUGGAAAAAUGAUGUGUCACAUUUUUAAAUAUCACCAAAAUGGCUUUUUUUCACUAUGCAAUAAUUAUAUUUGUAAUAAAGCUAUUGGUUUGUGAUUAA
This is a messenger RNA of Astyanax mexicanus (Mexican tetra), 1004 nucleotides long. Its product is annotated as regulator of G-protein signaling 8. The transcript is spliced from 5 exons. The record is from RefSeq and is a predicted model, not a curated record. NCBI's taxonomy places the organism in Eukaryota, Metazoa, Chordata, Actinopteri, Characiformes, Acestrorhamphidae. The coding region runs from base 82 to 654 and encodes 190 amino acids.